Messenger RNA from Saccostrea cuccullata (small rock oyster), 1874 nucleotides. Its product is annotated as heat shock 70 kDa protein 1-like. Bases 1 to 1077 code for a protein of 358 amino acids. Gene Ontology annotation, cellular component: cytoplasm. The transcript has 8 exons. Lineage: Eukaryota; Metazoa; Mollusca; Bivalvia; Ostreida; Ostreidae. The record is from RefSeq and is a predicted model, not a curated record. Gene Ontology annotation, molecular function: ATP-dependent protein folding chaperone; ATP binding.
AUGUCUGACAAAAAAAUGAAAAAAAGACACAAAAAGGUGACACAAGAGGACAUUGAAGCACUAAAGGAAGCACUACUGUUGGAAUGUUCACAAGACAUAUCGCAUUCAAGUUUAAUGGAAAGGUCUUCUUCAAGAAAGCAAAUGGAACUGGAGUCUCAUUCGCUAUUGCUGUUGGAUGUCACUCCACUUUCUAUAGGGGUAGAGGAUGCAGAGGGAAAUCUCUGUGUCAUUGUUGCCAGAAACACCACAAUUCCUUGUCGGAAAGAACAGAAUUUUACGUGUUCUAAUGACAAACAAAACAGAGUAGAUGUCAGGGUUUAUGAAGGGUGCAUGAAUGAGGCCAAGAAGAACCAUUUUCUGGGACAGCUUCAGAUUAAAAAUAUUUUGACUUCUUCUCCUGGCAGCCCAUGGAUCAGGGUCACUGUAGAAAUUGACGCCAACGGAAUAACAACUGUAAAAUUAAUGCGAAAGACUUCACAACUGCCUGCCUUGCCAGCAGGAUAUGCAGAAAAAGCUUUUGAUGUCAACACUUAUGGUAUUGGUUCAUCUGUCAGCAGUGUUCUUAAGGAGACCCUGCCACUGAAUAUAUCUUCACUACAAGCCAUGUUUAAUAUUCAAGAGAACAAUUUAUGGAAACUUGGUGCGAAUUUGGAGAAGACUUUUGGAAUUGACAUCACAAAAUGCAUGGAUAUUUUGCAAGGAGCAGGAUUAAAUUCACUUGGUAAGAAGGUUGGCGAUGAGGUCCUAGAAUUGAUAUCAUCAGCCUUGGCACUGCUCCUUAUCCAUAAAAUAAUUGUUCCAGAGUUAUUUCCCUUAGACUUUUCUAAUCAGCUCAGUCUUUUGAAUGCCUUUGUGAAAGCAGUAAAUAAACUCCAGAAAAUGAAGAUUAAUGGUGGGUUUUUAGAGGAAAGGCUAAAGGUCUCGAUGGACACAUACAUUGCCAAGAGACAGAAGUACGACUGGGUGUGUGAUAUGUUGGAAUUAGGUCAUACGUACGAAGAGGUGGCCAGUAAAAUGCUGGGGUAUACGUCAUCUCUGGAAACAAAGGCCCCUCUUUAUAUAGAGGUCAAACUCUGAAGGAAGACUGAGAUUACUGCUAAUUUGAAAAAAAAAAUUAUUCUAUCCUGCCAAAUGCCAAUCAAAAGCGCCCUCGUUCUUUGUGUGCUGUAUACAAUGAAAUUUACCUUUUUGUGAUCAGCAUUCACAAAAUAUAAAGUAGACAAUUGAUUACACCAUAACCUUUAAAAAAUGUACACCGAUGAAUGACAAUGAUUAAAAAAUUGACGAGAGAAAACUUUGACGAGCUACAGUUAUUCAUCAAAAUCCUCAAUGUUUCCUCCUUGUAAAACUUUCCACUUUUAUAGUAUUUUUGCUACACGCAAGAUACUGAACACAGUAUUAUUUUAAUUUUUUUAUUUUAUUAUAAACAUUCCAUGAAAUUCAUGAUAUUUUUUUAAUUUUAGAUCGAAGAAGUAGUUCUUAUUCUAUCAAUUACACUUUAUUCAAUGAUUGUAUUGAAAAUAAGCCAUGAUUAUGCUCUCGUCUCUUACUCUGUCAAUUUUUUGCAUUGAUAAUAAGCUGCAAUUUGAAAAUAAGCCAGUUUGAAAAUAAGCCCCCACUUUCUUACCAAAAAAAAGCCUCGGCUUAUUUUCAAGGCUUUAGGGUAUUCAAGAAGUGGAUUUCAUCAGAUGUGGAUACUCAAAAGUUCCAAAGAACUUUUGGACAAUUUGAUUUCACAAGAUUUUACCAUAAUCAACAGCAUAAAAACUUACGACUUUUCAACUUUAUACACAACCAUUCCCAACGAUAAAAUUACAGUCAACUGUUUUUUAUAUCAUUGACAGCUUCUUUUCCAAUAAAUAUGUGAUUUUACU